GUUGACGGGCGAGGCGACGUUGACGGGCGAGCGAGGCGACGUUGACGGGCGGGCGAGGCGAGGGAAGCAGAAAGUUCCCAAUGAAUGCAGAAGAAAGAUUGCAAUGGAAUCUGAAAGAGAUAUAAACGAUAACAUUCAGCUGCAAGGAGAACAUUUUGGUUUUACGAAGAAAAGACCGGAUAAAUGCAGCAGAAACUUGAUAAUGAAAUCUGGAAGAGAUGUUAACGAUAACAUUCAGCUGCAAGGAGAACAUUUGGAUUUUAUGAAGGUGUUGCCUGAGGAGUUGAUCCUGAAGAUAUUGGUGUGCUUGGAUCCACAGAGCAUUUGCCAGUCGAUGCAAGUGUGCCUUUCCUGGAAGGACUUCAUCAGUGAGGCUGAACCUCUGUGGAAAAGCAUUCUGUGUACACAUUACAUGAGGCAGAAGAGGGCAGUAACAGGAGCUCCAGGGACCUACAAGGAUCUUGUGAGAAAGUACGGACGUUGGUUCAAUGGACACAACAGCCACUUGUGCUCAGCUGAAGAGGCCCAAAAUAUAAUGUGUCCCAUGGGUGUAAAUGAGUGGGGAAUGAUUUUUGAGAGAGAACUUGGGAGAAUUACUGCAAACAUACCUUUCUAAUUGCUACUUUUAUGAGGCAACAGCUUUGAAAUAUGCAAUUGUCAUACAAUACACUUCGGAUUCAUGUAGCCUCUACAAGCUACCACAGCUCAAUAUGCAUUAUAAAAUGCAAUGUGCACAUCGACUGAAUUAUAUAUUUGUUUUAUGAUCCUUUAGGAUGAAGGGAGUGAGGUGUAUAAUGCUACAGAGCAGAUGGAAAGGAGAGAAGACUAUGGUAGAGAUUUGAUUGAACAUAUUCCAGAGACAUUCAGGUCUAUACUUUCAUGUACAAAGUAAUUUAUGGUGUGAAUGGUCACAAGACGAUGCAGUGUAAUGCACAACGGGAUGAUAGAGUGCGUGAUUUACCUUGCACAGGUAUUUUAAAGUCUCUUCAAAUGGCAACAUAAAAAGUCAAAUUGGUUUUCUGAUCAGUCACUGGCCAUUAGUCAUCUGCUCUUUACAGCCCUGAGCUUAUGGUGUAAAUUCCCCAUUCCCAUGGUAGUGUUCAGCCUAUCCAUAGGACAACCACUCUUGAUUCUCACAGUGACACUAAGCACAGCAUAACCCAGCAGAAUUAAAAGUGUAUUUUUUUUUAUAAAGAGCACUACACAAGUAGACUGAGUUGCGCGCGGUGGUCUCGGCGCUUUGCAGGCAAGGAUUGGUAGGGCAGAUGGGUUGUGAAAUGGCCAAACCUGCUGGGCUGACCUCUCGAGCAUUCACCUCUCGUGUAGUGCCUGGC
Petromyzon marinus (sea lamprey) is the source of this 1334-nucleotide messenger RNA. NCBI's taxonomy places the organism in Eukaryota, Metazoa, Chordata, Hyperoartia, Petromyzontiformes, Petromyzontidae. The record is from RefSeq and is a predicted model, not a curated record.